Molecule: messenger RNA, 1236 nt
Organism: Mesorhabditis spiculigera
Lineage: Eukaryota; Metazoa; Nematoda; Chromadorea; Rhabditida; Rhabditidae
Source: the annotation of a GenBank genome assembly
AUGAUGCCUCCGCUAUAUGGUCAACUUGAAGCAGAGGCUUUCAUUACACAGAAAAAGCCUAAAAAACGGGCUACGUUCUAUUUGUAUUUACUGGCGCAUGAAGCGGAUUUCAAAUGCAGGAACCCAGAAAUAUUUAACGAAAUGCCGAAGUCAACGACGAUGAACUUACCGACAACUUUGAAGCCCACCACUGAGGCCGUCACGUCACCGAAUUCGACAACGACUUCGAAGCCUACUACAACAUCUACAUCCGUCUCUACCAAAGCACCAACAUCUGGUUCCCAACAUUGUCCGGAAGGAUGGAUCUACAACCAGCAAUUUUCUAAAUGUUACAGGCUCUUCCGAAAAACCGCUGAUUAUUAUGGCGCUACCAAAGCCUGUCAGAGCAUCGACGGUGAGUUGCUGACGAUUGGCAGCGCAGAGGAAAAUCAGGCGGCGUUGGAGUUCAACUUCGAUGGACAUCUGUUGGUGACCGAGUAUCCGGUAUUAAUGCUGGGCCCAAGAUUUAAGGGUGAUCCUCGACAGCUGGAAGGUACCAAGGGUGAGAAAGGUCUCUACACUCGCUUCCAUCCCGUCGAACCGAACAAUGUGGGAGGUGUGGAAAAUUGCAUAGAACUUUGGACCUACGAUGCUAAAGGCGCGCACACCGGCCUCUGGAAUGAUGUUAGCUGCGAUACCACACGGCGUAUGUUUGUUUGUGAGAGACCAUCUGGUGAUUUUCCUGUUGAAACGACGACGAAGCCGCCGAAACAGGCGACACCUGCGAAACCCUCAGACCAAAAAUGCCCUGAAGGAUGGAUCCACAUGGACGCAUUUUCAAAAUGCUACAUGCCCUUUGCCGAAGCGUCAACCUACGAAGAGGCAGCAAAGAAGUGCGGUUUGCUGAAUUCGGAAUUGUUGACGAUCGAGAGUUGGCAGGAGAACAACGCUGUGGCCGAACUUAAAGUCGAUGGCGAAUUAUUCCGAAAACAAUGGGUCAGAUUAUGGCUUGGCCCCAGGUUUCAGAAAAAUACGCGCAUGUUGCUGACACCAAAGAACGAACCGGUGCACUACACCAAUUUCUAUUCAAACAACGGCUAUGCUGAGCCGAAUAAUGUGAACGACAGCGAGGAUUGUAUCGAGUUUUGGAAACUCGACUACAAAGAGCCCUAUCUGCCAAACAGGAAUUUUACGAAGACUUGGAAUGAUGUAUCUUGCGAUGGAAAACUCGAUGCAUUCAUUUGUGAACUUCAUCUU